GAGAUGGAAAGAAAGAAAGAAUCGCUUUCUGCAUCUCCAAAAUCCAUUCUUUCUACUCUUCCUUUCUCCUCAUAUACACCUCCCAAUCUCUUUACAACACAACAGAAGAACAAAACCAACCUAUUUGAACAAAACCCAUGUCUCUAAAUCCCCAUCCUCGCAUCAGACUCAAUCCCAUCAGAAGCUACAGCCUCUAUUGGUGCUACCAAUGCCAUUGUGCGGUCAGCAUCCUCUCUCCCUCCCCCACCGAGAUCAUCUGCCCCCAUUGCUUUGGCCAAUUCAUUUUCGAGAUCGACUUCGCCCGCCGCCUUGUCAUCGACCUCACCGCCCUCGACCCUUCCCCCAAUUCCCGUCUCCUCGAAGCCUCCAUCGCUCUUGGCCCGCCGACCUGGCGCCAACCCUCCGAAUUAGACCACCGGAGAAGGAACCCGCUCUCCCAAUCCGAACUCGGAAUUGUCCCUAACCAUUGGGUCCUCUUCCGUACUGAGGACCCCACUCCACCGGCCCGGACCCUACCGGCUCGGACAGCCUCCCUGACAGAAAGUUCUGGCUCUUCCCCUGCCCCAGAAGUCAAUCCCAACGAUUACUAUGUGGGGCCCAGGUUCAAUGAGCUGAUCGAGGAGCUGACUCAGAACGACCGCCCUGGCCCACCUCCUGCACCUGCUUCGGUAAUCAAUGCACUGCCGAUGGUGAAGAUCACACCAGCCCAUAUGACCGACGGUUCCCAUUGUCCGGUCUGUAAGGAUGACUUUGAGGUUGGCGGGGAGGCGAGGGAGAUGCCGUGCAAACAUGUUUAUCAUUCAGAUUGUAUUGUACCUUGGCUGCAUAUUCACAAUUCUUGCCCAGUUUGUCGACAGGAGCUGUGUAUUCCCUCUAACAAUGAGCUGCCUGUUCCCUCUAACAAUCACCUACAGAAUGAUGGCGACAGUUCACGUGAGGAAUGGGGUGGGCACCGCAGGCGGAGGAGAUGGAUUCCUUUCUCCUUGUCAUGGCCUUUCCGUUCACCAUCCAGCAGGAUCUAUCACUACCGGGGUACUCUGGAUGAUGGUGCCUUCAAUGCUCGUGGUGGAUUUAGAUCCUGGUGGUCCUCUUGGUUUAUUCUCUAAACCUUUUAUAUGGUGCUUCUUGGGUUUGAAGCAGUUCAUAUCUGCUUCAUCUUUAAGCUGUUCUUGGACAGGCACAGCACAAGAUGGAUUUCAUACUGUAUAGGAUUGUGCAGCAGUUGGUUCGAUCAGUGGAAUGUGAAGUAGGGACUGAAACAGUUAUGUACUUCAAAUGCAUGCUCAUCGUUCCAUCUUAUGUAAGAAUUGGCCCUUUGGGUCCAUGUUUAUCAUAUUAUCUGUUCUCAUGCAUGCCCUCAA
Molecule: messenger RNA, 1361 nt
Organism: Magnolia sinica
Lineage: Eukaryota; Viridiplantae; Streptophyta; Magnoliopsida; Magnoliales; Magnoliaceae
Product: probable E3 ubiquitin-protein ligase RHC1A
Exons: 3
Coding region: 138-1106 (322 amino acids)
Biological process (GO): protein ubiquitination
Cellular component (GO): cytoplasm
Molecular function (GO): ubiquitin protein ligase activity
Source: RefSeq, a predicted model, not a curated record